This is a messenger RNA of Blepharisma stoltei, 3315 nucleotides long. Lineage: Eukaryota; Ciliophora; Heterotrichea; Heterotrichida; Blepharismidae. The record is from the annotation of a GenBank genome assembly.
AUGCAACUAACCUUCAAAGUAUUAGACUUAGAAGCUGCAGAAAACACCCUCCAAAUUGACUGCCUAUCAGAGCACAGUGUCCAACACGUCAAGUCAAUCCUUUCCCCUAUGCUUAAUCAGCCACCAAACUUACUUCGCCUAAUCCAACUCAAAGAAGGUCACGAAAUUUUGCUAUCAGACGAUAACACUAUUUUGUCCUACGACAUAAACGAAUCAAGCCGCCUAUUAGUCGAUAUAAUUCGACCAGAACGAGAAGAAGAACUCGCAGCCAGGGAGCGAAUCAAAAACAAGCGUGGUCUCAAAGAUCAACAAGAGCCAGCUCCAAGCAAAGAUUGGCUUGGACUCCUCAUUGCAAAAAUCAUGGACGGCAGCUUAUCAGGCUUACUUCAGCUUAUAGGAGAAUACGACCGUGAGGAAGCUGGAAAUGUCAUGGAUGAAGAAGAAGACUUAUUAAGCACCCCAAACGCUGAUGGCUGGACUGGCUUACAUUUCGCAUGUCAGCUUGGGCAUUCUAACAUAGCCCAGCUCUUUGUAGCGAGAGGGGCUAAUUGUAAUAGAGAAACCUUAGACAACUGAACCCCGCUAAUUUUAGCUUCUUAUCAUGGCCAUGCUGAAUGUGUAAGAGCUUUACUUAAACACCCAAGAAUCCAGAUAAAUAAAAUGACCGCGACAAAAGGUACAGCAUUACACCAAGCUUGCAGAAAAGGCCAUGCACCCAUUGUGCAGCUUUUAUUAGAAAAUAAUGCAAGUAUGACUAUUGAAGACAACAAUAGGGCCAUCCCACUAAUGGUGGCGUCGACUCAUGAAAUUUUUGAAAUAAUACCGAAAUAUAUGGGAGAAAGAGAGCUGCAAAAGGUAAGGGGGGAGCACAGAGGAGAAAUGACGUCGUUUAAUGGAGAAGUCUUCUAUACAGGAAGCACACAAAUUCAUGAUAGACAGGUUUUAUUGUCGCUAGAUAUAGAUCAAGGGUAUCUUAGUGUGUAUAUGGACAAAGACAAUUUUAUUAAAAAUGAAGAGCCUUCUCAUAGAAUGAGGCUGCUCGAUAUUUGGGACAUUAGGGUGUCCAAAGGUCUCCAAUACGGGAAUAAAGACGCUGUUUGUUUUAUUAUCCAUUCAAAAACAGGCAAUUUUAAGUUUUACACUCUUAUGGAAGACUUAACCAAUAUGUGGAUCAGAAGAAUCCAGGACGGGAUUGACUAUUGCCAGCAGCACAAAAUCGGAAUGAAAGAUGAAGACCAAAAUGGCCAAACCACUGAAGAAUUAGGCCCCAGGGAAGAUAUGCUUUUUUCGUCAAGCUCGACAAAUGAAAUAAUUAACUUCAAAAGUUUUACUACACUAGAAGAGCUGGGAAGCGGAAGCUUUGGGAAAGUCUAUAAAGUCAUUAAAAAUGAUACAAAGCAUGUGUAUGCACUUAAGCAGCUUAAUAAGCAGUUUUUAGUGAAGCAUAAGCAGCUGAAAUAUGCAGUUGGGGAAUGCAAAAUUUUGAGAUAUUUAAGCCACCCUUUUAUUAUCACGAUGGACUAUGCGUUUCAGACACCAAAACAUUUGUAUAUGGUUUUGGAAUAUUGUCCAAAUCGGUAUAUAUUUUUUUAUUUUAAUUUUUUUUGAUCUAAAUUUUUUAUAAUUUUUGGAGGCAUUUACUAGGAAUUUUAAAGUGUUUUUGUAAGCAAAUUUGUUUGAGGAAAACUUUGGAACAUUUUAUUAAUAAAAUAUUAAAAAGAUAGAUGAAAGCACCGCCCAAAUGGAGAUCUGAUGACUCAUUUAUCAGAAAGAAGUAGAUUUGCAGAAAGCGUGGCACGAUUUUAUAUAGCGGAAACUAUUUUAGCGGUAGAGUACUUGCAUUCUCUAGAUAUUGUAUAUAGAGACUUAAAACCAGAAAAUAUUCUAAUUGACCGUGCUGGACAUAUUAGGCUUGCUGAUUUUGGACUUGCUAAAGAAAACGUCAACCUGUUUACGUUUAUUCGACUUAGAGAGAAGCUCAUUGUAAUUCCUGAAGGAUACCCUCCACCCGUAGCACGCCUUUACCAUCUCGCCAGUUCGUACACGAUCUCAUAAAGGAUGCGCCUGGCAGACAAGGGCGACACUUGCUUCUUGGUAGCUGGAUGAGUUUUUCCAACGUGCAGCUCUAAAAGAGAUUGCCCACAAUGAAAAAGUCAAAAUGGUUGAAUUUUCUGGUCUACUCUUGGCCAUAAUUGAAAUCAGUAAUUCUGGUUUUACGCUAGGAAACAUACCGCUGGCUCUGCUGGGAGAUCCCUUUAUAACUCUGGGCUCCAUUCCUCUCUGAGGCGAAUGUUUGGCAUUGGAGUAAAGCAUGCGGCCAGCUAUAAUGACAUCCCGCUACACCAAAAAAAAUCUGACAGAUAUACCUACGAACGCACUCAUCCCUUCCUUAAGGUCCCUGCACACCCUGUGGAGUUUUAACUACAGAAAUUAAGAGGGUGGGUUGGUUCGCUACACCAUUUUAAUAUAUAUUAGAACGUCAACCCACUUAACCCUGCCAUGUCCUUUUGUGGCUCACCUGCUUAUCUAGCCCCAGAAAUGCUUACUCCCCUUUUAAAUUGGAAUAAAAUUUUCAUUUUUGAGUACUUUAACCUCCUUUAAUUUAUUUAUAGCAUGAGAUUUCUAUAGGUAAAACCAGAUUUAUAAAAUCAGUUUUGCCUAAUAAUUUAAUAGAAAAAUUUGAGUAGAAUAUUAUUUGCACACUAAUUUGAAUUAAUUCUUAAUUAAAAAUGAAUUAAAAUUAAAAAUAUUGUGCUCAAUUUAUAUUAUUUUAAUUUUUUAAAACAAAAUUAUCAAAUAAAAUUUAAUAAAUUAACCGCUUUAAAUUCAAACAGGAUUUUUUCCCCAAAUUUAUGGGGAGGGUGUAGUAAAACAGGCUCAGAAAAAUCAGCUGACGUCUAUGGUAUCGGGGCAAUUUUAUAUGAAUUUUUAACAGGAAUGCCACCUUUUUAUUCAGAUAAUAUAAAAGAACUCUUCAGGAAUAUCAAAAGAGGCUUAUUGCAGUUCCCAAAAGUAGUGAAGCCUGAAGCUCAAGACUUAAUGAGAAAAUUAAUGAACAAAGACCCUACAAAAAGACCGACAAUGACUCAGGCAAAAAGUCAUAUUUUCUUUAAAGGAAUUGACUGGGAAGAGCUGGAAAAGAAAAAAGUAAGACCGCCAAGGCUAGGAAGCAAAUGGGUGCAGCUCGACGAGUACGAAGAAGAACAAGCCAAUGUGAUGACACAUCAAAAAACACUGGUAGAAGAUGAAGACUACGCAGAAGAAGAGGAAUUGCAAGAAGACAACAUUGCUGAGUUUAACUUUGCUAGGGCUUAA